Molecule: messenger RNA, 714 nt
Organism: Ilex paraguariensis (yerba mate)
Lineage: Eukaryota; Viridiplantae; Streptophyta; Magnoliopsida; Aquifoliales; Aquifoliaceae
Source: the annotation of a GenBank genome assembly
UGUGCUCCAGAUUCACUAACUUACACUUCAUUGGGCUUUUAUUCUGAUGAGUUAACCUGGUGGAUCCACGGGAUGGAAUGCCAUUACUGGACAGUGCGCAUAGUUGAAAAGAUUUAUAAAGGAAGCAAAUGGACCUAGAAAUUUAUUUAUUGUCUUUAUUCUUCCUGUGCAUUAUGAAGGGCAAACAUAACAUUAAAGAUGGUGAAACGAUUAUUAUUGGAUUAACUCAUAUGGUUGGUCCUUCGAUACGAAAGACACAUAGGUAUCUUUCCCUAUUUUGAUUGGUUUAUUGAUCACUUCACAAGUCAUUUGUGUUCUACCCAUGUUUUAGCCACUUCUAUCGGUGUAUUUCUUUACUUUAGAAAUGUGGCUAAUUAAUUGUGUUCUUAGCCUUUUUGUUAAGAUACUGCUUCAUUGCUUUGCUCUACUCAGCCCACCAAAAACGAACUUAUACUUCAGAUUCAUUUACACUUUUCACCAAACAAACAAUUUUAUAACUGGGCAGUGUAGACUGGGAGUUGACAUCUUUGACAUAUACAGUUUCAUUUGUCUUUGGUAUCCAAAGAUAUUUGACUAUAACGAGAUCAUUUAUAGUUCUUCAAAUUCUCAAAGCCUGUCACUAGUAUGUGCUUUGAAAAAUUUGAAGCAUAUUGAAAGAAGUUUUAUUUCGAUGAUUCCUGAGCACUUAUUAUCCUGAGGCAUGGGCAAAGGUUG